AUGGAGGAUUUUCUAGCAUCACUCCGGCCCGGCGCGCCUACUUGGCGAGAGCGAGACCCUCAGGAUCUCGGCGACGCCACCCGCGAGCUUUAUAGACGAGCCAUCGCUAACCCGUCGUCUCUCAGCGAUGCAGAACGGAGAAAGAUACUGCGCCAUCCACCUCUUGAAGAAGAAGACGCAAGCUCCCGCGAGCUAUGUGGCUCCACCAUGUCUGAGCUCGUCACGAAGGCCAUUCAGAAUCACAAAUCGCUGACCUACCAAGAAUCAAAGUUGCUAGUGGGCCGCCCUAAUGAGAACUAUCCUGGAGAGAUGCUGCGGGAAAAGCUUCGGAUGAGCGAAAGCGAUAGAGACUUGCUCUCUAAGGCCAUGGAGGCCGCACUCACAGCAGACGAAGUUGCCGCUCAAACGAAUGCCUUUGCCAUUCAAAACCUCUGGCGUGAGCACAGCAAUGCUGCACGUGACGCUUUGAGUGAUUUUGAUCGUGCUCUGAUCAAGAGAGCCGUAAAUAUACCGUGGCAAGAGCACAUUAUAAACUCGGAGGACCCAAUUCGCAAAACAGCGACAUGCGGAUUUGUGGUGUUUCACUCAAAUGCGGUCAACUGGCCGACAUUCAACGAGCGGAUGCAAGCGGCAACGAAGUACGGGUUCGAUCUUUUUAUGUCAAAGAUCAAGGACUCGAUAAGGGAGGGGUUCACCUUGCACGGGGUGCAGUACGACGACGCCGAAUCGCUUCAAAGCCGCUUCGCCGCCAUGCGAGAUGUGGAUGAGAUCCCUAAAGGCUUGAGGCGGGAUGCAUUUCUUUACGUCGACGACGAGGCGAUGCAAUCCCAGGAAUCGAGCAGGCCGUUCGUAUGGCUCUGGGAGCCCCAGGAGACAGCGAAGCCGCUGAAAGUCAACGCCAUGCAUAUAGCACCGCUGCUAAUUGCGCGACUGACGCAGCGGGACCUCUCAACAGAAAAGGCUCAGAAAUGGCCUUUCAGGAGCACGCCGGACCUAGAGCAGCUGCACAAGAUGGCAGGCCGAUCGAUGAAUGGGGCUGGCGAGCGUGAUGGUAUCUGGCCUCCAAGCGCAGCUUCAAUGUAA
This is a messenger RNA of Clonostachys byssicola, 1083 nucleotides long. The record is from the annotation of a GenBank genome assembly. Lineage: Eukaryota; Fungi; Ascomycota; Sordariomycetes; Hypocreales; Bionectriaceae.